Rhodofomes roseus is the source of this 1057-nucleotide messenger RNA. RefSeq lists its product as uncharacterized. The transcript is spliced from 5 exons. The record is from RefSeq and is a predicted model, not a curated record. Bases 191 to 913 code for a protein of 240 amino acids. NCBI's taxonomy places the organism in Eukaryota, Fungi, Basidiomycota, Agaricomycetes, Polyporales, Fomitopsidaceae.
CUCUGAGUCUCUUCACUCAGUUCACUCGUACAAACUUAGUUGUGCCAGCUCCAAGCCAGCUCCGUCCACGACAGCGUUCUCACUAUAAGAUUCUGUCGUAGCGUCAUACUCACUGCGGGUGACCUUGUUCAAUCGAGCACGGGUUCAUCAGUUGAUCUAUGGUCAGCUGAAUCUCUCUUUUCUGCGCGCCAUGGCUCCGCCGUUCUCCCAGCCGCACAUCGAGCCCUCCCCCAAACGCGUGCGCGUACUUUUCGGGGGAAAGUACGUCGUAGAUACCAAGCAAGCAAAGCUGGUGUGGCUGAAGCCCAACUACCCCUACUACUUCUUCGACGCCGCGGAUGUCCCGACGGAGUUCCUGCAACAGGCAUCCAAGUCGGCAGAGUCCGAGAACUACGACUUGGUCGUAGGGGCCCGCAAGGCUGAGAAUGCGGUCACGAAGUAUCUGCAGGGUGAUCUGGCGGGAUUGGUGCAGAUCACCAUGGGCGCGGUGGACGCGUGGUUCGAGGAGGACGAGCAGGUCUUUGUGCACCCCAAGGACCCGUACAAGCGUGUUGACGUGCUGCAAUCAUCUCGUCACGUACGCAUCGUAGUGAACGGGGUCGAGGUGGCGAACACCACGAAGCCCCGUUUGCUGUUCGAGACGAGCCUUCCGGUUCGCACUUACAUUCCGAAGACUGACUGUCACAUGGACCUACUCAAGCCGACGGAUCUCACAACCCAGUGCCCAUACAAGGGUGUCGCGAACUACUACAGUGUAGCACUCUCCACGGGGCAGGUGUUCGACAACAUCGUAUGGUGGUACCGCGUACCGCUCCCCGAGUGCGCCGACAUCAAAGGCUAUGUCGCGUUCUACGACGAGAAAGUGGACACGUACUUCGACGGCGUCCUGCAGGCUCGACCAGGCCAGAAGUAAGCUUGUGCCAGAGGUCGCAGACUUACAAUAUGUGUAUUUGUACCGGAAAAUAACGUGAACAAGAUUGAACGCAGAAGCUGAUGUAUAAGUACUCGCGUGGAUCAAUUAUUGUGCAUUAUGGUAUCAACUUGUAUAGGCUACAAA